AUGUCAAGAGAGUAUAAAACAUUUUCUGUUAUUCAUUGUGCAUUAGCAUCUUUGACGUCAUUCAUUCUUUGUGCUGGAUCAACUCCUGUUAUCAUAACACCUUGUUCGGGUGGAUACACAGAAGGUUUCAUGAACUCUUUGGGAUUUACUACUUUGUCGCAAUUGUGUAUUCCUAUCUGCCUCAUCAAUUAUAUGACAGGAGCUAAUGUUAUGUUAUUUUAUAUCAGAUAUAACGCUUUGAAAACGGGAGGAAACCUAUUUCGAUUCAGGCUCUUCAGAAUCAUAUCCUUCAUAUUAUGGAUUAUAUUCUACUCCGUUCUUCUGACAUCUUUAUCUCUCAAUGCACAAAUUGAAAAUCAAAAACAAUCUAAACAAGAUUGUCUAGCAAAAUUUGAAGGUGAUAUCACAGAGGUUAUACAGAAGAAGACAAUCAUUGUUCUAUUCACUGGCACGGGCUUAUCGUGCUCAUUACUGUUAUACGGAACAUUGGGACAGAUUGUUAAUUAUACUUCACAUAUAAUCAUAUUUGCCCUUUUUACGAGGAGAGGACUAUUAGAGAUUCGAACUCAUAUGUCUAUCUAUACACUAAAACGUCAUUCUUUCUUCAUAAGAGUACUGUAUACGGAAACGAUAGUGCAUGCAGUUUCUUUCGCAUUCCCUGCUAUUUCAUUUUUUCUAAUUCCGUUCAUGGAUAUACGAAUUCCAGAAACUCAGAAUGCCUGUGUCACACUCAUAGCCAUGUCUGGAAUCAUUGGACCUGUUUACGUAUUUUAUAAAAAGAAGACACUUCUGCCAAUCCGAGCAAUUAGGAAACGGAAGAUUUGA
Messenger RNA from Auanema sp. JU1783, 825 nucleotides. NCBI's taxonomy places the organism in Eukaryota, Metazoa, Nematoda, Chromadorea, Rhabditida, Rhabditidae. The record is from the annotation of a GenBank genome assembly.